Messenger RNA from Cercospora beticola, 3562 nucleotides. RefSeq names its product ATP-binding protein. Gene Ontology annotation, molecular function: ATP hydrolysis activity; ATP binding. The record is from RefSeq and is a predicted model, not a curated record. Lineage: Eukaryota; Fungi; Ascomycota; Dothideomycetes; Mycosphaerellales; Mycosphaerellaceae.
GUGGAAGGCGGUCUCUCGCGUCAACAGCCUCACUUUGGCCGAGUGAUCUCGAUACCAUCACCGCCGCAGCUGGACCCGCGCGUCGCUGUCGUCGACUGAGCGCUGGAUGGCCGCCCAGUGAGCCCGCUGCCUGCCUGCCUGCCUGGCGCCACGCCACUGUACGGUACUUAUAAGACAAUGCCGGCAGGUGCUGAUGGCACACCGACCGCUUCCUCUAUCCACUCUGCCACCACCACGUCCUCGUUGCAGCGCCGCCCACAGUGCCCAGCAGAAGAAGCUCCUCUUCCCGCCCGCUCUCCCUCCCGUCUUCACCGCUCCGCAAACUAUUGCUACCCGCCUCGCAUGUUCGAGACAGUUCACUUGCAUUCAUGAGCAAUCAGCUAGCUACUGACACGUCAUUUCAUCCGCCCACCUCCACUCCUUCUCGAACCACUGCACCGCCGAUCACCGCCCUGCGGACUGCUGUCAGUGGCGGCACCAUGGACGAUGUGUCAAAGGAUGACGCCGCCGCCGCCUCGGAGCGCCAGGAAACCGAUGAGCCCGCCAACAAGCAGGUCGCCGACGAUCAGGUGAAGGCAGCUGCUGCGAAGAAGAAGGCCAAGUGCGUUAAGCCGAAGCACAAGAAACGAUCCAAGCCGAAGAGAAAGAAGUCCUCCCAGAAGAAGUCCUCUCGCGACGAUUCUAGCUCCGAUAGCGACUCCGACGACGAAUCGGCCUCGGACGACAGCUCCGACAGCUCAUCAGAAGAGGAGCAGCGGAAGAAGAAGUCGGCCAAAUCGAAAACGAAGAAGGCGAGCAAGAAGCGGCGGAAGAGUAAGACUAAGAAGCAGGAGUCGGAAAGUGACAGCGAGGAUUCCGAGAGUGAGGAGAGCUCUUCCUCCUCCGAGGACGAUUCUGCACGCCGGCGCAAGAAAACGAAGAAAGCAAAGAAGGCCGCGGACACCGAGACUGAAGAGGCUGGAAGCGAUGGCGAGGACGACAUGGCCGCCCUACAACUUCAGCUGCAAGAGCUCAGUGCGAAGAUUGACGAAAUGAAGACCAACCCGAAGAAGAGCGCGCUUAAGAAGCGACGUGCGAGUAUCAAGUCAACGUCAAGUACGAAGCGUAAGAGCAAGAAAGCAGAUGGCUUGGACUACAAACGUGUUGAUCAGCUUUGGGACAGCACCAUACACAACUACAAGCUGAAGGAGAGCGCGGAAGAAGAGGAGGGCGAAUUUACAGAGUACGCUUUCCUGGUGCGGAGACGAUUCGAUUGGGAGAACAAAUACCAGAGCACCGUCAUCGAUAUCAAAUCGAAAGCCCUGCGAGCUGUUCUGGCAGUUGUCAUGAAAGAUUGCAAGAGUGUGAGUCUCGAGGCCGAGGAGCCCACAAUCGACCCGAACCUGCUCUUCUUGUACCUCGAAGACCUGCGAACGUACUACAAAAAGACGUUGAAGAGCAAGAUCAAGGCUGAGCGCAAGAAGAAGGUGGUCAAGAAGCUGGAACAGCAGAAGGCUGUGUGUAGAACACUCGUCCAAUUUAUCGACGAUGAUUACGCCGAAACCAAGAAGACGUUGUAUCCACUAUUGGCUGCCGGCAACAUCACUUUCGACCUACUCUGGGCGCUGUUCACACCCAAUGACAUCGCUAUCACCUCUUGCUAUGGCGCAUGGGAGCACCCUCGCUGUUUCAAGGCCGACUGGGCAAUGAAGUACGCCACAAUUGCCAAGGGGGAAUGGUAUUGCAUCGAAGGGAAGUACAUGGAGUACGAUGGCAAGAGCUUCGGUUUUGGUGACUUUGAGGUCGACAUCGAAUCUUUCAAGGGGCCACGCAAGAUCACCAGUCUGGCUGCAUAUCCGCUGAAGUAUCACCGCGAUCCCGAGGGUAUCAGAAAGCAAAUCAUCGCCCGCGGCGAGAAGUUUGUCAACAUGGAGGGAAUGCAGUACCGGUCUCACAAAGGUCUCGCAUUCAUGAAGAAGAAGAAGGCGAUACUCAAGAUCAACAUCUCAGGCAGAAUUAUUGUGGACCCGGCCACCUUCCGCCGAGUGAACGCGAACUACCCAAUCUCCAUCAUCAAGCCCAAGGAAUCGGACGACCUUUUCAGCGACUCCGAGGAUGACGACUGCUCGUGUUGCAGCGACCCAGGCGACGACGAUGCACCCGGUGCGGAUGACAAGCUGGAGGACGAUGAGUUCGGCGGCGGUAACAGUCAAAAGUCCAAAUUCAAGUACAAGUGGGUGGAAGAUGCCCAGGGCGAACCUCAUUAUGUCGCUGUGGAAGUUGACGAAGAUGGCGAGCCUAUUCGAUCCCAGCAGAUCGAGACCUUGGAUAAGCGCACUUACACUGAAGAGCAACUGCUGUUGACUUCACCCGUAGUGCUUGGGUUCGCCUUCUCGGAGAAGCUGUGGCUCGAAUUCUCGCUUUCUGGUGUUGAAGACAUUGUCUGGAACGAUGAUGCCUACGACUCCUUGGUCCUGCCCAACGACAAGAAGAGCACUGUCCGUGCGUUGGUUGAGAGCCACAAGUUCCACCCUGCCCAGGCCAUUGACGACGUAAUCCAAGGCAAGGGCAAAGGUCUGGUGUUCGUCUUGCAUGGCCCACCAGGAACUGGAAAGACCUUGACAGCUGAAUCCGUUAGCGAGGCAUUGCGAUCACCGUUGUACAUCGUCUCAGCCGGAGAACUUGGCACUGAUCCCGCCCGACUUGAGCAGGAGCUGCAGAAGAUUUUGGACAUUGCCCACUCUUGGGGCGCUCUGCUACUGCUUGAUGAGGCCGAUGUAUUUUUGGAGAAACGAGAGGUGCACGACAUACACCGCAACGCACUGGUCUCGAUCUUCUUGCGCUUGCUUGAAUACUUCCAAGGCAUUCUCUUCCUCACGACCAACAGAGUGGAGACUUUCGACGAUGCUUUCCAGUCACGCAUUCAUGUUGCUCUGCGAUAUGAUGAGCUGACGCCAAAGGCUCGCAAGGAAAUUUGGAAGAAUUUCAUUGAACGUGUUCGCAAGCAAGGUGAACUGAACGAGCAGAACGACACCAAGGAUGUCGUUGGGGUCGACAAUUUCAGCGAAGAGGACUUCGUUGCUCUCUCCAGACAUCGACUCAACGGUCGGCAGAUCAAAAACAUGGCUCGUACAGCACAGGCAUUGGCUAUUAACGAAGGACAGAAAUUGACCAUGGGCCACAUCAAGCGGGUAUUGGACGUGGCGGAGACUUUCGACCGCGAUCUCAAGGGGGGUUCAGGUUACCUUGAUGCGAUGCGGUCCUACACAUAAGAGCUAAGGACAAGGCUUGAUCGCAAUUUGGCGUUGUAUCGCAUGUGGGAGACGGCGUUCGUUUUGGACAUCGUCCACAGUUGGGAAGGCGCUGUGGCAUUCGGGCUAAAGUAGUUGCAUCUCCGCUCUUUGCUUUUGAUGACGGUUUCGGCAUCUUGUAGCAACAGGCUGAUACGAACAUUCGAGUACGGCAGCAGAAGGUAACAGACGAACGCGAAACGGCCGAUUUUGACGUACAUAGUUUCUUGGUCACACGGCUAACAAUCAUUGUACAUUGCUCUCGAGAAACAAUACUCUGCUUCGCUCCCAUG